GUGAAUGUAGCUUACCCAUUUAGCCUAGCAACAGACGAAGGGUUUAUCUUGGCCACCAGUCGUUUUCUGUCACUUUACAGUCGGAAACAUCACAGGUUUUGGAUAUUCGAUCGACACAUGGAUGAGGUGGAUGAAGUACCGGACCUGUAUUUGUCAGAGGAUGAACUGGGAGCCGCUUCACCAACUGCGCCUCCUAACAUUGGCUCACUCUAUGUUAGACUUCACUGGCCCCGGCCCGAGGUGGACCUACCAAAAAGGUGGGCGCCUAUGCUUCAGAAAGCACUCCAGUCGUGGUUUAAUACAGCUUUGGCAGAUGAAAUGGACAUCAGCUGCAAUAUUCAUAGACUAGAGCCUCUGGAAACCCCAGGUUGUGCAGUGGUGAAGAUAACACCUUUCUCAGCUCUUGAUGCUUUACUGAGCAAGAAAUCAUCCAGUCUGACUUUUAAAGACUUGAAACAGACAGCUGUUGCACACUUUUACAGUAGUGCUCAGAUGAUUGACACAGCUGAAAAAAACAACCCCUCAUAUUCCUCUGGUGAGGGGUCCCUCUUUCAGAUCCCAAUGAAGGUGAACGCAGUGGUGGAUGUGCAAAAAUGCAGCUCCCAGAUACGAGCUGAAGUAAUGGAGAAGUUCAAAAAGUACAGCUUAGGGGCAGAUUGCCUAUCCAUGCAGGGGACCCUAGAGGAGGUGAACAUGUUUUAUGCAGAACUCUGUCAGACAGUCAUGCAAAAGGAGCAGGGUGAGAAUGAUGAGUCAUUGAGUACAGUUCCAGUUGGGACACAAGCCUCAGAAGUGGAUGGGUCGUCUCAGGAAGUAAGCUGCCGUGUCCCCUUCUCCCAGUACCAGGCGGCCUGUCAAACAUAUAGAAAGGAGAUGGCCUUGAUAGAGAGAGAAAACAAUGUGAAGAUUCAAGCAGAAAUGAUUCUGAACUUCAAAAACAGAGAAACUGGCAGUGAUAUGAGAUCGAAAGCCCGCGAGGACAUGACCAGACUUCUUCAGAAUGGUGUGGAGACUCCUCGCUCUCGAUCAGACCCUCUUGCAGGCACGACUAUGAGCACCUCAGAAUUCCUGGUUCCAAAAAAAGACGCGAGCUCUCACUCAAGGGCUCUUGAUUGUCCUCAAGAGAACUGUUCUGGUAAAACGGAGCGCAUUUCCGAGGCAGUGUGCAGAGAAAAGGGACCAACCGAGGGAGAGGUAAAGAAACAUGAGAGAGGCCAGCCAGUAGGACCAGACGUGUCAACGAGACUUUUGGAAACUGGAAAAAUGAAAGAGUGCACGAGAUCAGGAAUGCAACAAGGAAAAACGGCAGACUUGACUGCAGCUGGACAGCCUGGUACUGUGGCUGAUGGGGCCAGCUAUCCUAGCGCAGAUGGAACAACGUCUGGCAGUCUUGGAGAUCAACCGAAGGGCACAAUGUCAAUCCGCAAAGAGCGCGAGAGUCUGCCAGGCUUUCUAGGUCACGACACAAUUGUAAUCGAUUAUGAUAUCCCAAGUGCUGUCCAGACAAAUGAUCAUCCCAACCCAGGAAAGCCGUUCGAUGGUCUCCAAGUGAGCGCUUACCUGCCAAACAGCCCUGAGGGUCAACAGGUGGUUCGACUCCUGAAAAAGGCCUUUUCACAGAGGCUUGUGUUUACUGUGGGGGUGUCCCAUAACGCUGGAAAAGAUGGAUGUGUCAUCUGGAAUGGCAUUUCUCACAAGACCAGCAAAUAUGGAGGGCAUUUGAGUAAUGGCUACCCAGACCCAGACUACAUAAAGCAGGUGAAGCAGGAGCUGAAAGCAAAGGGAAUUGAAUGAAUGGAUGGAUGAAUUAAUGAAUGAAUGAAUGAAUUAAUUAAUUAAUGAUGCAGCUGUGGUAUGGAUGGUGGACAUGUAGGCAUGUUCAUCAUUUAGGCCUACAUACAUCCAGUGAGCCAUGCAUGACCCUUACUGUUAUCUGUUCAUGAGACAUAAUAAACGUAUAAGUCUAUUAUGUAUCAAUUGAAUAUAUCAAGAUGUAUAAAAUAAUGUUUUUUUUUUUUUUUUAUGUUUUAUAACAAUUUUAUCAUCAAAGUUUAGACUUGUUGUUGUAUCAGGUGAAAUUGUAGAGAUUGGUUAUGGUGGUGAAAGCAGGUGUAUGUUUAUGAUAAUUAAUUGUUCUAAUCCAAGGACAAUUUGUAUCCAGAAAGAUCAUUUUUACAAUGAUUUCCAUUAUGGAAGAGUUGGAAUUAUAUUUCUUGUUGUGUGAUUUUAUCUGGAGAAAUCAUUGGUGCAAGUGACUGUUUAUGGUAGUCAGCAACUGUUAGUCAAGGCAGUCAGCAUUAUUUUUUUAGUUUCCAUCCCCAAUAAACCUGAGUGCUAGCCUAGAAAUCUAGACGCACCCUAGAGCGGCAAUAAUGUAUAGUUUGGCUUGCCAGGCUACCUGAGUGCAGGAAUAACCAAAGAGUGCUAUACGCUCUAACAUCUUUUGGGAAUAUCUUUCUCCAUUUUGGCUGGUGAAGCUACAGUCCUCUUGAACAAAAUAGAGGUAGGCCUAACUGUUUCCUGAUGAUGGCAAUUGCAACUUCAUAAGGAGUAAUGAAACAACUGAAGACCAAAGUCCUGAAGCUAUUUUGCUGGGAAACUGAAGUGCUCCUUUUCCAGGCAGAAAUUCCAGUUGUUCAAAAGUGAUCUGAUCAUAUUUCAGAUAUUGGAUUGGAUUGCAUUUUGAAAAAUGGGUUGUUCAUAGGAGAGACCGGAUCCUGAUAUCAGAACAGAUCACAUAAUCCAAUCUUGUUUUUGGAUCAAUUUUUCAGUAUGCAUUGUUAAAAUGUAGGGAUUGGGAUUGAUUGAAAAAUGUUGGACCAUAUCCUGAUCCCGAGGGAUGAAUCCAGGGUGGGUUACAGACACAAUAUGUAAUAAAACAUUACAAUUGGUCAAAUAAUAUACUUUGUUCAUUGUGUAUUUGA
Sardina pilchardus (European sardine) is the source of this 2924-nucleotide messenger RNA. RefSeq lists its product as uncharacterized. The record is from RefSeq and is a predicted model, not a curated record. The transcript has 6 exons. Gene Ontology annotation, molecular function: ubiquitin protein ligase activity. Gene Ontology annotation, cellular component: nucleoplasm. Bases 118 to 1794 code for a protein of 558 amino acids. NCBI's taxonomy places the organism in Eukaryota, Metazoa, Chordata, Actinopteri, Clupeiformes, Clupeidae. Gene Ontology annotation, biological process: Notch signaling pathway; protein ubiquitination.